Messenger RNA from Cryphonectria parasitica EP155, 948 nucleotides. RefSeq lists its product as uncharacterized. The coding region runs from base 1 to 948 and encodes 315 amino acids. The record is from RefSeq and is a predicted model, not a curated record. Gene Ontology annotation, molecular function: S-adenosylmethionine-dependent methyltransferase activity. NCBI's taxonomy places the organism in Eukaryota, Fungi, Ascomycota, Sordariomycetes, Diaporthales, Cryphonectriaceae. The transcript has 3 exons.
AUGUCCUCCACUACUGUCUCAGCCCCCUUAGACCCUACGUUCCGCAACUACACCCCCGAACAAGCCGCUGCCUACGCCCGUGGCCGCGGUGAAUCCGCUACCGAUGUUAUCCAGGAGACCCUAGCCUUCCACCUGGCCGGCGGAGGCAGCCUCGAGAUGGCCUUGGACGUGGGCUGCGGCACGGGCCAGGCAGCGCGUGUGCUAGCACCACACUUUUCGCGCGUGGUCGGCGUCGACCCCGGCGCGCAGAUGGUCGAGCAGGCACGGCAGGCUGCCGGCGAGACGAGGAGCGGCGAGCCCGUCGAGUUCGAAGUGCUGGCUGCCGAGGAGCUGGCGAGCUCGAGGAUCGUGCAGCCUGGGUCGGUGGACCUGCUCACGUCGGCCAUGGCGGCUCACUGGUUUCGCAUGGAUGAGUUCUGGAGACAAGCAGCGCGCAUGGUGAAGCCGGGUGGCACUGUGGCCUUAUGGACCCACGCGUCGCUAUUUUGCCACCCUUCCACGCCCAACGCCGCAGCCGUGCAGGAGGCUCUCAGCCACCUAGAAGACAGUAUCCUGGGGCCCUUUGAGGGUCCGGCCCUGCAUCUGUCACGCACCAUGUACGACACGCUUCCGUUGCCAUGGUCCAUCGAGCCGCCGGUCGCAGCGUUUUCGGCGGGCAAUUUUGUGCGCAAGGAGUGGAACCGCGGCGGGAAGCUCGAGGACGGGGCUGUCGACUUCUUCGCCGGCGGUAGGGAGCAGUCGCUCGACGAGCUCGCGCAGGGCCUCGAUACGGCGUCUAUGGUGACGCGUUGGCGGCAGGCUCAUCCUGACUGUGUAGGGACAGAAGAAGAUUGUGUGAGAGUGACUGUUCGUCGCAUAGCGGAGGUGGUGGGAAAGGACCAGGCUGAUAUCAGGCUGAAGCUGGGCAGUGCGACAGCUCUGUUGCUGUUCAGACGGGGUCCCGACUAG